GGAGGAGAAAUUCCAGGCUGGUGAUCAUACAUUUCUGUGUGGACAGCUGUAAAAGGAGGCAAGCAUGAAAUUCUGGUCUCUUUCUUUGUUCUCUUGCUAUGGAUUCCAGAGCAACAGUGUUCAUUCCUUUUCAUAAAGGCCCUCUGUUGUCCUGGCCAAAUUGGGAGUGGAAGAAGAAGCCAUUAUUACUAUUAUUAUUAUUAUUUUUAGUUUUGGCUGUCCUUGUGUGUCUUUUUCCUGCAUUUUCUUGGUCCUAUCAAGAUGGCUAUGAAAAAACCACCCAACAACCUUGGCUUGGAAAGGAACAUUGAUCUGACCCAGUUGAAGAAGAACCAUUUCUUGACAUAAUGGAAUCCUGGCAUGACCACAAUGCCCAUCACUCCAGAAAACGCGAUGCUGUUUCUUCCCAUCCUUUAUCGAUGGUUGCAGGGCCACCUGAAACGGGAAGCUGAGGAACCCGAGCACAGCCUUUGUCAUUCGGCCAUUAAGAAGCUGAGAGAGUACAUCCAGUUGAACUUCCCAAUAGAAGAGGGCAAGCGACACUACAGCCCCAGUCCUGUGGAUAUGGAAAUCUGUACGGUUUACUUAACCAAGGAUCCAGAAAUGACGGAGCCGCUCGGCCUAAGUUUUGGCAAUAUCCCUGCUUUUGGGGAUUAUGGUGAAAAAAGGAGAAUGGGGAGAAGAAAGAGGGGACAUAAAGGCCCAGUGCUUGAUGUUGGAAGCAUUUGGGUCACUGAUUUGAAAAAAAACAGUCCGGCAGGGAAAUGUGGAAGAGUUCGCUUGCGAGACGAGAUCCUUUCGCUGAAUGGCCAGCUAAUGGUUGGAGUGGAUAUUGGUGGUGCAAGUUAUCUGGCUGAUCAGUGCUGGAAUGGCGGCUUCAUCUACUUGAUCAUGUUACGCCGAAUCAAGCGCAAGGCCCCACUUCCUCCGUCAAAUGGCAACAACAGUAAGAGCACCGAACCCAAAGCCAGGCCUACCUCCGAACCCAGUGGGAAAACCACCCCAAAUGGCAAAAGGACGAGAAAGUUUGGGGUCAUUACCCGAACUGUUUCUGGGGGUAAGGACAACAAGAGCACCUCCAGAACGGAGCAGGAGAAUGGACAUUGCACCCUGGAUGGGUUGCAUUCAGUGGCAUCCAAAGCAGAGAAUCAAGGGGACGAUCAGUUUCUCACAGCAGACUUCCCUUUUCCAGGAGACCAUUACCGCUCCCGUCUUUCAGAUGGAGGCAUUCUAGACCUCAACUCCAGUGAAUUAUCCUUACAGAGAGAAGGCUGUCGGAUAUGGAAGAUGACCAUGAUGAAGGGAACCGACGGGCUGGGAAUCCAGAUCACUGGAGGCCGUGGAUCUAAGCGCUCCCCUCAUGCCAUCAUCAUUGCCCGGGUGGAAGAAGGUGGAUCAGCUCACAGAGAUGGCAGGCUGAAGGUGGGUGAUGAGCUUCUAAUGAUCAAUGGCCAGUCUUUGGUUGGUCUGUCCCAUCAAGAUGCUGUCGCUCUACUCCGGUCAGCGGAAGGCCUUGUGUACUUAGUGGUGGCAAGCAGGGAAAGAGCAGAAGAAGAUGUUCUUCAUUAUCCAUCUACAAGUUUGCCAGACCUAAUUAGCACUUGUUCUGCUCAGGAUACGGCCACCUGGAUUGACAAUAAGGAGAAUGAAGCACCGGAAGAGGAGGAUGGAAAGGCUCCAGAGUCAGGAGUUCUGGAACCUAUGACACACAUGACCGAUAUGGACAGGUCCUCAGAUCUUACAGAAGACGAGAGCUCCAAAGAGAACUGUCAGAGCCCAACCCUUGGAGGUGGUAUUUUGAAGUACAGGAGCCGAUCUCAAGGGGCGGCAACUCGUUUAGAGUCUGUGGGAGAAGAUGAUGAGUUGACGGUAGAAAAUGGAGAUGUGAAUUAUGAAAUACCAAUGAAAUAUUCCCGGGGAGGCCGAAAGCAUUCCUUACCGCAGCAUUUGGACACAGGAACCAGACAGGAGUACCACAUUGUUAAGAAAUCCACUCGUUCGUUGAGUGCAGCUCAGGUUGAAUAUCCCUGGCGACUUACGCAGCCAUCUAUUAUUUCCAACAUUGUUCUGAUGAAGGGGCAGGGCAAGGGUCUUGGAUUCAGCAUUGUUGGGGGGCAAGAUUCAGCCCGGGGUCGGAUGGGCAUUUUUGUCAAGACAAUUUUUCCAAAUGGGGCUGCAGCAGCUGAUGGCAGGUUAAAAGAAGGAGACGAACUUCUGGAAGUUAAUGGGGAAUCAUUACAAGGGCUGACGCAUCAGGAGGCAAUUCAAACAUUCAAACAACUCAAGAAAGGUGUGGUGACUCUCACAGUGCGAACCAGACUCCGCAGCCCGAGCCUUACACCGUGCCCAACUCCCAUAUUACUGAGCCGGUCCAGUUCUCCCAGCUCCAAUGCCAGUGGAGGAGCCCCAUUUCCCUGUGGUGAAGAUGGAGAUAUUUCGUCUUCUAGUCGUAAAGGACCAGGACCAAAGGACAGAAUCGUCAUGGAAGUCACUCUAAAUAAAGAGCCUGGGGUUGGCUUGGGCAUUGGUGUUUGUUGCCUCACCUUGGAGAACAGCCUUCCGGGUAUAUAUAUUCACAGCUUGGCUCCAGGAUCUGUGGCUAAAAUGGAUGGAAGAUUAAGCCGUGGUGAUCAGAUCCUGGAAGCAGAUUCGGUCAGUUUGCGUCACGCAGCGCUGAGUGAAGCUUAUGCCAUCUUGAGUGAAUGUGGACCCGGCCCAGUUAGCCUUAUUAUUAGCCGGCAUCCUAACCCAAAGGUUUCUGAACAGGAGAUGGAUGAAGCCAUAACACGAACCACCCACAGAGAAAACAGGGACGUCUCUUCUCCUCAUUCCUCAGGAAACCUGCCAAAAAGUCCAUCUCCAAGCGUGAAGUCUAAACAGACAGAAGCCUCCUCGCCUUUGAGCUGGACAAUGAAGCGUUUCUUGGAGCCGGCGAGUCGGCAGAGCUCUCUCAAUUCUGAAACGGAGCUUUCCCAAUACUUCUUACAAGAUGGGGUGAGCCAAUUGUCUCUCUCAGAGACUAUUGUGACGGGAUCCAGUGAUGAGGAGCAAUUUCGGCCCAAGAGUAGGAGCAGUUCCCUAGAAGAGAGCCUUCUUUCUUCUGGUAAUCCAGCUACCAAAGAAUUGAGUCUGUGCAGUUCCCCAGCUACUGGCAAUAGCUCGCCGGGUCCUCUCAGCAAGCCAAGGGAGACAGCUGCUCGGCACGUUAGUUUCAGUGACAGCCCCAAAGGGCCCCAGUCUGCUUUCCAACGGCAGAGAAGGAUUGCUUUUUAUGAUGGAGACGUGAGUGAUGAGGAUGACUUUGCCAAACAAGAUGGAGACUCCUUCCAAAGAGGGUCGAGGUCGAAAGGUCAAAGGAAAGGAGACAAUGACUGUAAUAUUUCCACUGCAGCUCCUUCGGUGCAAAAUGGAGAUACCAGCCAGGAGAGAGAAUCUGCGGCAAAUAUCUGCAGUAACUUAGCUGCUAGGAAUCUGGCAGAGACCGUUGGGGAGCAUACAGGGGAUACCCCUUUUCUCCCAACUAAAGAGCUUCCUCAUCUUCCAGAGCUUCAUCCGGGCUACUUGAACGUGAAGGACUUUCAGGACGAACCGCUAGAAACGAAGAGGUCUCCCAAAUUGGAACAUAAAGCCAUCACCCGAGUGAAAAGCCUGAUGAGUAUUGAAUACCACGGAGUCCCAAGGCCCAAGAACAAGGAGCACGGGGCCUGCCCCAGAACUAGUGGGAAGGUCCUUCCAUCCAUCCAGAGGAAUGAAGCUCAGGAGACGGUUCCCCUUGAGCUGAGCCAUGUGGAAUCCAUUACUUUAUCCCGGAAUGAAAAUGAGUCAUUUGGCCUGGAUCUCGAAAUCCAUGCCAACCCUUUGCGCAUCGUCAUAACAGGCUUGCAACCAGGUGGAGCAGCUGAAAGGGCAUCCAUGGGAAGGCUGGUUCCAAGAGAUGAGAUCCUUUCUAUCAAUGCUAUCCCCAUCUAUGGAUUCUCUUAUGAAGAAGCUUGUCAAUAUGUAAGAAGUCUUCCCACUUCCAUUACCCUGGACAUCCAGAAAGCCGUUUUGCAGGCAGAUGAGGCAGUUCAGAAAGAAUCAAGCAACAUUGUUAUGAUCAAAGAAAACAGCUCUGCGUGUAAGAAAGAAUCUUUGGAAUCUCCUCUGGAUUGUAUGGCAGAAAAGACAGGAUUCGUGUCCAAUGAUAACACUAAGGUGAUGCUAGCAGAUCCCUCAGACAUUCACUCUAUUCAAGACACUUCUAUGGUGCUAUUAGAAGAGAUUGAUGACUUCUCUGGCAAAAGGAAUUCCCCAGAAGAAAAAGAUGGUGACUGUUUAUUAAUCAAGGACAGGCACACCAGGGAAAAUAGUUUUGGGAUGGCAGAAGAAGCUCAGCUGAAUUCUGUAUCACAUAUAAUUAAACAUGAUCUUAUAGAAAGAGCUGCGAGUUCUGUUACUAAUACACAAGAGACCUUGGGUUUUUCUGUCCUGGAUUCUAUUAACGCGAGGGAAAUUUUAACUGUAAACCAAAGCUGUCUCAGUACCUAUUCAAGGAAUUUUAGCAGCCUUAGUGAUGAUCAUUUGCCUGAAAUUGAAACUAAAAGCAACACUAUUCCAAAAUCUAUGUAUGCUGCUGCAGAAGAUUCUAGUUCAGACACAGAAUCCUUAGCCGAGAAUCCUGGAGACACUUCAUCACUCUUACUAUCUAUUUGUGAUAAUCCCUUGGCAACCCAUAAACUAGUUGAAUCAGAUGAGGAGCAAAUAGAGAUUUGCAGUCUGAAUUAUGACCAACAUUGUAUUCAAAAACAGCUGGACACAUCUCCCAUAAAAUCAUCUCAUCGUCCACCAAUUUACCAUUCUUUGAACAACUGUUUGCAGGCAGAAAGCAAAACAGAAAUAGAUUCAUCGGAAAUAUCCAAAGGAAAAUUUACAUUAGAAAAAUCGCACGUAUUGAAAAACUCCAGUGCAGAACAUAUGCUUCCGUCAACAGCUUUUCAAUCUUCUCCAGAUGUUUCUUCACAAGCAGUAGACAGUUUGGCUCAAGACAGGCCAGUCUGCUCUUCCCUUGAGAAUGUUUGUUCAAGGAGUGAAGGAGGAAAUGGUCUACAGAACCAAGGAAAUCUGAUGGAAAUAUGUAAAGAUUCUGCGCCAGAUAUACACUGCUGUCUGACAGAAAAUAUCAACCGCUGGGAUGGCAACAAACUAGGCCAAGAUGAACCGGGGAAAACCCAAGAGUUGCAGGUAGAAAAUGAUUUAAUGGUGGACUGUGGAAGUAAUGUAAUUGGUAGUUCUUCUGCUGUGAUGGGGAAAGGAACCAGUGGUUCAUUCCAGUUAAGAAGAACGGACAGUUAUACUAUGAAGAGUGCAAUACAAAAAAUAGUAAACAGUCCUAAAUCUCCCCUUUUGCCCAAACCAAAACAUUUGGGAAAGGUCUCUUCUGCUCACAAUUUACUAGGAAAAAAUGAAAAAGCAAACACUGUUAUCUUGAAACCCUCAAAUACCAAAACCCUGAAUUCUGGUCAAUGCAAGAGCUUUGGUAUUACAUACAGCCCCUCUUCUUCCCCUAAAUUACAUCACGAAACUAAAGGUGCUCCACCAAAGAGUAUGGUAGAAACUCUUUCAAAUAACCACCAAAAUAAAGCAGGGCCUAAAGGAAAGGCUCUCAAUAUUAAAAAUAAGCCCAGGGCUCAUUCUGAUGCUCUUGGCCCUGCUCCUGCUAAAGCUGAGGGCACUGAUCAAAAGAAGAUAACCCUCCCUGCUCAAGGUUCACCCAGGCUCCUUUCCAAGAAAGGUUCCUCACUCCAUAACUUAGCCACACACCUGGAACCACCCAGCAGGAGCCUCUCUAUGGGUUCUAAGAUAUUUCAGCAGCAGGAGGAAGUUCAACCUUCUUUGCUGGAGCCCCAGGCCUCCACUCUGCCCGCGCUGAACGGCGAGAGCAGCGUUACGAAAAAUAAAAAUAAAUCCACCAUCAAACCAAAAUUUGGCAGGGCUGGAAUGUCAGGAUCUCCUAAAAUGGAAAAAGAAGCACAGGUUGCCAAGUGGGAAGUGGCGAGCAGUGAAAAGGGGGGGGAGGCCAGCACAGAUCAUUGCCCAACAAGAGAUGGCCCUGCUCAGUCAAAUGCGCCUUCUGAAGCCGUAGCCAAAGCUUGUUGUCCGAAUGACAGAACCGAAAACAAGGGGAUAAGUUUGAAUCAUGAUGGAUUAGAAAUGAAGCCAUUAAAAUCUGACCAUGCAGGGCUUUUUAAAAAGGAGUCCUCCGGCCUUAUUCAUCCCCCUGCUUGGCAAGAGCAGCCCAGCCAGGAAAUCCAGCGCACUUUCAUUGAAGUCAGGUUAUCUUCCUCCUCCUUCAUUCCUGACUUGCCCCUAGAGAAGAAAGAGGAUGACAAUAAGACCAACCAACUCAGAAGCAAGGCACUGGAUUGUUGGGAGAGCGCUUUCCACAAGGAAGAUGCUCUCAGUGCAUUAAAACCCGUGACAAGGACCUAUUCGGUGCCAGCACGAUUAUCCAAUCACUUAAGGGAAAACAGCAACGAUAGGGAUCAACCAGGCCAUCUUAUCCAGGAUACCUUGGGUAAUGUUUCGAGCGCAAACCCUUCCGGUGCAGAGUUGGGCAUGUUGAAAGUUGUCCACCUCAGUCUGAGCAAUCAGGAUGCCAAAGCCACAUCUGCUGGCACCCUGAAACCCAACAGUGACAAUGGCAGCCCCGUUGCCCAAAAACUGAAGAAGGGCAGGAGGAACUAUUACUACUACGAACUCAAUUGGCCACAUGAUCCCGUUUCUUCUUUUUCUGUCAAGCAGAGGAUCAAAUCGUUUGAGAAUCUGGCUAAUUUCGACAGGCCUAUGGUCAAAGCCAUAGACCUCCAUUCCACCACCCUGAACUCUAAACUGCCCAUUGGCCGAAGAUUGUCCAGUGGCAUUUCAGCAGUUUCAGCUACCAGCGUGAAUGAUGCGGUCCACACCCUGCGACGGAGCUUGAGUUCGUACUGUGGAGGUGAAGCCCCAACAUCUCCAAGGGUCACCAGAUCUUCAACCAGCUCGACAUUAACAAAUGUGCAACAGAAUUUCCCCAAGAGCAGCAAAGACGAUGGUCACUUGGAGAAGAGUGAAAGGCACGCUUUUGAAGAACCGGUUAGUUUACCACCAUCUACCACCAAUGUCCGAAGAAGCAGAGCCUCAGGUGGGCAUAUUAGACACAUGCCUUUGUCUCGCUCCAAACUCCGGGAGCUGAGAGCUCUGAGCAUGCCAGAUCUUGAUAAGCUCUGCAGUGAGGACUUCUCUAUGGAGUCUCAACCUUCACCCCUCAAAACCGAGCUGCAUCUUCCCUCUGUUGUGAGAUCCUUCGAUGCUCCCGUUGAAAAGGUUCCCAAGCUGAAUGAAUGCUCGGGAUUAUCCAGUCCUGGGAUGACAAGCAGGCAACCUUCCAAAGAAACCGGUCCUUGGAAUAGUGGCUCUGGAACUCCUGGAUCAACCUCUGAUGAGGAAGGGCUACAGCACGAUGGCGGUCUGAAUAAAGUGAACUCAGGGAAGAGCUGGUCUAUCAGCUUGGAUGAAUUAUUGAUUUCUUCUCUGGAUCAGCAGAAAUUGCAGUCUGUUUUGUCUUUGGUGACAACGAAAAGUGAUGUUUCUUCUUUACUUCAGGAAAUCCAAGCACAAGCAGAGAGCAAAGAAGAUAUUUACUUUGUAGUCUUGAAUAAAGAGGAAGGUUCUGGCCUGGGCUUUAGCGUGGCUGGAGGAAUAGACCUGGAACAAAAAUCCAUCAUCGUCCAUCGGGUGUUUUCCAAAGGCGUGGCUUCCCAGGAGGGGAAAAUUCACCGUGGUGACCUCAUUCUUUCUAUCAACGGCACUUGUUUGGAGGGUUCUGUCCACGGGGAUGUCCUCAACGCACUCCAUCAGGCCAGGCUCCAUAAAUAUGCCAUCGUGGUCAUCAAGAAGGAGAAAGACAGAGGAAGAAUGCCUCCUCGGAGCAAUGAAAUCCAUACUUCAGAUAGGCCAGCUUUGGUGGCUGCAGCCACAGGAAGUGAAGCAGGUUCAAGCGGAGACCUGAAUGGGGCCAUUUGUGUUGAACUUUUGAAGACUUCUGCUGGCUUGGGUUUCAGCCUGGAUGGUGGGAAAGCUUCGAUAUCCGGAGACAGGCCUUUGCUCAUCAAAAGAAUUUUUAAAGGUGGUGCUGCUGAACAAGCUGGGAAACUGGAAGCGGGCGAUGAAAUUCUUGCCAUUGGAGGGAAAUCCCUGCUUGGACUCAUGCACUACGACGCGUGGAACGUCAUCAAGUCUGUCCCAGAGGGGCCCAUUCACCUGCUGAUCAGGAAGCAUCGGCCGCCAGAAUGACGGAUCCCAACCCCUGCGUUCCGCUUCCCUUUUGAGCGACAACCUCACCAGUUUUGUUUGCCGGGAGCCGUAAUGUUGGCAUCUGGGAUGUUAUUCUCCUAGGUCAGAAUGGUUUUAUCAGCCGAGAAGCCUCAAUUGCAAGACUGGUGUCGAGCAUCAAUAUGGUCAGGCAGCUACCCCACGUUUGGAGUUCGUUAGAUGGGCACAGUUUGGUUCUUUUAAUUGCAACCGACUUGUUCAAAAGAGAAAAGAUAAACCAACCCAGAACUUAAUAGCAGGAACACAAGAUAUCACAGUGGCUGCUGCCUGCACUGGCUGUCUGGAUAGGAGGUGCAGAAGCUCAUAAAAACGGAGGCAUCUCCAAGAGAAUCCCCUAAACCAGAGGUCUCCAAACUUGGCAACUUUAAGACUUUGUGGACUUCAACUUUGUGGACUUCAACUUUGUGGUUGAAGUCAACAAGUCUUCAUGUUGCCAGGUUUGGGGACUCCUACCCUAAACCCUGGAGCUGACCUAAGCCAGGAACUGAUUUAAUGUGUUCUGGUUUUGCAAAUGGUGUCUUUCUUUUCACCCUCGUGGAAGGUGCCAUAAUGUCUUCCUUCUUGCUGAAUUCUUCCUCAUUCUUUGCCACAGACACUCAGGAGCAUUGCUUUGUGUUUACAGUCUGCUCUCUCUUCAGUACACCCAGGAAGUGGGGGAAAAUAGGAUAUAAAAAGGCUACGAAGGAGUGGGUGCAGAAUGUAACUGCCGCGUAGCCUGAUACCAACUAGAUAAAUCCAGAGCAAUAGUGGAGGGGGAAAUCCCUGCAUUUUAUAAAUUAAAUCAAUGGUGUCUGUGUUCUUUUGCUUUUAAUGCCAAAGAUGGCACAAUAAAAUAUUUUGCAUUGGUUCUAUGGAAAGUUCGGUAGUAUACAGGGGGCAAAAAAAGAAAAGGAAAAAAAAAGGAUUGCAUUUGGUUUCUUCUUAUUACAACGAAGAGUUUUGGUAUCUUGUUUUCCAUCACAUGGGGUGAUUGUUCUCAGCAUUUGUAACUCACUGAAAAUGGAGCUCUCAGAUUCAGUUCUGGGUAUCACCAACUCAACGGUCUUGGAUAUCAGAACCUGCAGACCUGGAAAAGGAUUUUGCCAAAGAUCCGGAAGAGCUGUUGCCAAUCAGAACAACAAAUGCUUAACUUAGAAGGACCAGUGGCCUGAUUUGGUGAAAGACAGCUUCAUAUAUUGAUCUGGAAGCCACUGGCCCUCCACAAAGGACACCUCAGGUUUAGCCAUGAACUCAUUUUCAUGGUCCUUCUUAAACUCUUAGCACUCAAAGAGAAGUAUUUGCCGUAAAUUUUGUAAACUGAUAACUAUUUAUUGGGAAACGUACUAUGUAUUAGGAAACCUGAGUGUCUUUUAAAAUGUCUGAGUGAUUUGAAUGUGUCUGUCUGAAAUUUUUACAUUUUGUAACUCAAACUGAGUGAUGAAAUUGUCCAAUAUGGAUGACUGCAAGGGUUUUCUAGAUAUACCAGGCAGUUUUGACUUCGGCUGCUUUUGUGGAUCCAGCAUGCUUUUACUUUUUAAAAAAUGAGAAUGACCGGGGGGGCGGGAAAUAUGUGUUUUCUAUUGUGGAGGUAAGAAUUUUUUGAGGACUUGGGGAAUGCUAAUGGAAAUGUCUCAAUUGUCAACAUUAAAUCACCAAAUCUGGAUGUGACACUAUAUGCACAUUGGAGAAUAGAUACAGGGAGAAAAUAUAAUUAGAAACAAAUGUUGUGUUUCUAGGACAGUUUAGUAGGAAUAUAAUGUUCAGUGUUUAUCAUUCAAAAUCACAGUCAUUGGCCUCUAGAAUUUAAAUUAGACAAAUUUUAGAAAAAUGAGUCUAGCAUCUCCCUAAUAUCGAGGGAGAUAGAUGUUAUUACAAUAAGGUAGUAAUCCAAGAUCACAUUUUUAAAGAAAUGCACUCCUGAUUUGCCUAAAAUUGCAGUCAAUACUUUUAAGAUGAAAUGGAAGGAACAAUUGAUUAAGACAGUUUCAGUCAUGAAAGUGAAGAUUAUUUUAGUUGUGCUCUAUUCCUGAUUACUACAUGCAUGUAUCCAUUGUUUUUUGUCUUGCAAUGGUAUGAAAUCAUUUGCUGUCAUCCACUUCAUUUUUACUUCCUAGUCCUUGACUUUGAAUUCUAGUCUACAGCUUGUGUUUCCAGAUUGUUCCUCAUGUAAGAGAUCACCAGGUCUGAUCUGUUUUGUCUUUCUGAAGAUCUGCCAGGUGUUGCCACCUGCUGUGGCUUUCAAAACAAAGAGAAAACAAAUUAUAAAUCCCGGCUUGAAAAUGUUUUCCAGAUUUCAAUUCUACAUGGCCAUAACUUCCAAUUCUAUUCUAAAGUAUUGGUUUUAGCAGGUUUUUUUUGUGCCUCUGUGGUAGCAGUUUCUUAAAUAGACUGUUAAAGAUUCUGUGUGAUUGCACGUGUUCCCUCUAGAUUGUGGAAAAUGUGUAUGUAGUUCACCAUCUCAAAAUGAACAAAAAUUACUUCUAUGUACUCGCUUCAUCACAGUAUCACACGCACUACUUCUGAAUACUUCUCACAUAGUCAAAGCACAUGCCUGACAAAUCAUUUUAGUGGGGAAAUUAUUUUAGGCAGAGAGUUAAAUGUAAGGGAGGUUGGCCUGGUUUUGUUUUGUCUUGUUUUUAAAUAAACCAGGAUGAUGCGGGGUUGGGGAGAGGCAGGUAUCAGCACAAAGCGGUAUGAUAAUCCUUAAAUAAAUUGGAGGGGGGAUUCGUUUUCAAGGAAAUGAUAAAUACUGGAAAUUAAUUAAAUAUAUAUCUUGUUCCUGUUGCCUUAAAUUCCUAUGUCAGUAUCAAACCCUCAAUUCCAGAUUUUGAACACCAAAUGAGAUUUAUAUUUAUGAUGGAUCGUCUACACCGAGCCAUAUCACCCUCGUGGUGAGUGGAUUUAUUUUGUAUAUUUGUUCGAAGCCACAUAUUCACAGGAUGGGACUGAAAACAGUCAAAAUGGCAGCUGCAACCAAUGGGAUUCAAGCAAAACCUCAUUUUUAUGUGCAUCAGAAUGUAUCUAAAUAGAGCCAGGGCUUUGACUUUUGGGGAACCCCCUACAGAUGACCCCAAUCCAUAUGGGCAUUUACAAGAAGUGCUUUCAGGAAAAAAAAUGCAUUUAAUGGAGAUGUAUUGCAAACGGAUUGCAAUCUACUUUACUGCCCCUGUUGGUACAACAUACAGUAUUUAAUCUGGUUAGCUCCUAACUCAGGGGUCUGUAACCUGCGGCUCUGGAGCCGCAUGUGGCUCUUUCGGCCCUCUGCUGCAGCUUCUUGUU
This is a messenger RNA of Notechis scutatus (mainland tiger snake), 11607 nucleotides long. RefSeq names its product PDZ domain containing 2 (gene PDZD2). Gene Ontology annotation, molecular function: protein binding. Lineage: Eukaryota; Metazoa; Chordata; Lepidosauria; Squamata; Elapidae. The record is from RefSeq and is a predicted model, not a curated record.